GAUAAUUACAAUUACGUACGGUAAAUAUCGCGAAUUGCUGCGAAUAUUAAUUACUCUAAAAAAGAAAAAAGAGUAGGAGCAGCAAAUAUAAAGGCCGGGACCGAAUUUUUCGCAUUCUGUCGGCUGUUACGAACGACGGCACCUUAGAAAAUAAUAGAAGGAAGAGGAUUGGAUGAAUAACGAGUAACCACAGGCAGUUAUAUCGGGUUGGCUCUCCAAGACCUGGAGACCUAUCACGUAUACCACUUUUAACGUUUUACUGUACCUUCACUCAGUUGAUCGCACUUUGAAAGCCUACGAGCCGUAAGUUAGAGUUGGCCCGUCUGCCGAAUAACAUCUACCUCAGAAUCAGUGACGUUUUUUUCAACCGUGAAGUUUUUUAAAUUAAGAACAAGAAGAUAAUCCUUGAUUGAAAGAUCUGCGAAAAACGAAGACUAAAAUGCCGGUAAUUACAACCAAAGUAUGCUUAUGGUGUUUUGUUCUACUUGGGCUGGGGUUCGGGACCUCUCUGGCAAUCACUGAGGAGUUAAGCAACACGGAUUUAAAUUCCAGACGAGAUAAUCCAGUUACUGAACUUGUCGAUUAUAUCUUAGGUUACAGCGCUCAAGGCAGGACGUUUGGGAUUAAACGUUUACAGUUUAUGAUGAUGCCGAUGAUAUUUAAAAUGGGCGUAAUUAUGACGUUAUUGGUUGUACUUACUAUUAUUUCAUUGAAAGGUUUAACUGUUGGAGUUAUUCUGCUGGUGCUAAAACUGAGCGCAUUUUUCGGUAAAUUUUAUGCCUCUCUUCAGUCGCAGAGACCAGCGUGGAUACCACCAGCUCCGCCGGCUCCACCGGUUCACUUCCACGUCCAUAAUGACCCGGGUAAUAGUAAUCACUAUGAUAAUUCCAUGGGAUAUGGAUAUGAUGCGUCAGCUGAUUAUUACCCCAAAGGACAGCAUCCGAUCCAGCAUCCUCCUCAUAUUAAUGGAUAUUAGACCCCUCUUCUUUUUACUACCUAUAAUUUAGUUUAUCUAUCAAGUGGCCAUAACAUAUUAUUUAUUUAUUUUUAUUGUUUUUAUUUAAACUUGUAAAUUAUAAAUUACCCUCUUGGAAGAAAUAAUGUUUUAGAUUAGAUCUUGAAAUGUUAUUUUUUUUCAAGAUAAACCGA
Molecule: messenger RNA, 1149 nt
Organism: Cotesia glomerata
Lineage: Eukaryota; Metazoa; Arthropoda; Insecta; Hymenoptera; Braconidae
Exons: 3
Coding region: 440-976 (178 amino acids)
Source: RefSeq, a predicted model, not a curated record